Molecule: messenger RNA, 2159 nt
Organism: Trichoderma asperellum CBS 433.97
Lineage: Eukaryota; Fungi; Ascomycota; Sordariomycetes; Hypocreales; Hypocreaceae
Biological process (GO): transmembrane transport
Cellular component (GO): membrane
Molecular function (GO): transmembrane transporter activity
Source: RefSeq, a predicted model, not a curated record
AUUCAUUUUUUUUUUGGUCUUGCGUUACCUGGGCAGAGUCGCAAGUCGCCCUUUGUCUCAUUAAAUCUCUGCUGCAAGCGAGUCUUCUUCGUUAUAUAAUUAAUUUCUAUUUAUUCUUGGCAUAUCUAUCACAAUGGGUACGCCGUCAGAUGAUGGCAAGGCUGUGCCAGUCCGAGAUCCAGUCGAGACCAGCAGCGUUUCUGUCUCUAGCGAUGAAGAUGUUAUUCCCAAGGGCGCCCUCGACCCUGUAUACGAGGCGAAGGCUAAAGUGCUGAAUCACGCUAUUCAAGAAAUCGGAAUGGGAUGGUACCAAUGGCAGCUCUUCAUUGUCGUCGGCUUCGGCUGGGCCAGCGAUAACCUGUGGCCCAUUGUAACCUCUCUCAUUUUCACGCCCAUCGCCAACGAAUUCUCUCCCAGCCGCCCACCGCUCUUGACUCUCUCACAAAACAUCGGUCUCUUGGCUGGUGCCGUCUUUUGGGGCUUUGGAUGCGACAUCUUUGGUCGCAAAAUUGCCUUCAAUCUUACCCUUGGUUUGACAGCUCUCUGGGGCAUGAUCGCUGCCGGCGCGCCCAACUUUGCGGCGAUUGGCAUCUUUGACUGCUUCUGGUCUUUUGGUGUCGGCGGAAAUCUGCCCGUCGACUCUGCCAUUUUCCUCGAAUUUCUCCCCCCGACUCACCAAUACUUGCUAACAAUCCUCUCCGUCGACUGGGCUGUGGCUCAAGUGAUUGCGACCCUAAUAGCAUGGCCUCUUCUGGGUAACCUCACCUGUUCUCAGGAAGAGAAGCCUUGUCUCAAGCACAACAACAUGGGUUGGCGAUACUUUUUGAUAACCAUGGGCGGAAUAACGCUUCUUAUGUUCUUGGCUAGAUUCCUACUCUUCUCCUUAUACGAGUCGCCCAAGUAUCUUAUGGGCAAGGGCCGUGAUGAAGACGCUGUUCGAGUGGUUCACGAAGUCGCCAGGCGCAACGGCAAGACCAGCUCCCUGACAAUUGAAGAUCUCAAGGCCUGCGAGCCCGAGGGUUAUGUCGCCCAGGUGGACGUCUCGACUGCUGUUAAGAGACAUUUGGUUGAACAAAUAGACAUCAAACAAGUCAAAGCCUUGUUCUCGACCUUCAAACUUGGCUUGUCCACGACGCUUAUCGCCGCCAUUUGGGCCUUGAUUGGACUGGGUUUCCCUCUUUAUAACGCGUUUCUGCCUUUCAUCCAAGCCGAAAAGGGUGUUGAUUUUGGCGAUGGAAGCACAUAUCUCACUUACCGCAACAGCUUGAUCAUUGCUGUCCUGGGUGUUCCGGGAGCUUUGAUUGGCGGCUUACUCGUUGAAUUGCCUCGAAUUGGCCGCAAGGGAACGCUGUCUCUCUCUACAGUUCUGACUGGCGUCUUCCUGUACUGCUCAACAACCGCCAAGAGCAGCGAGUCGCUUCUUGGUUGGAACUGUGCCUACAACUUCUGCAGUAACGUCAUGUAUGCUGUGCUUUACGGUUAUACUCCUGAGAUCUUCCCGACUCCUCAGCGGGGCACUGGCAACGCCAUUGCUGCUACUGCCAACCGAAUUUUUGGCAUUAUGGCUCCAAUUAUUGCCAUGUUUGCCAACCUUCAAACGUCCGCGCCAGUAUAUACGAGUGGCGCCUUAUUCAUUGCUGCCGGCAUUCUCACCCUCUUCUUGCCAUUUGAGUCAAGAGGAAAGGCUGCUCUUUAAAGUACCGGAUGACAUUUUAAGAAUUAGAUGACUAGAGGACUGAGUAACGCGUUUUGUACAUAGAGAACAAAGAGGAUUAUACUGGACCUAGGAACGAUCCAGUAAGGGAAAAGAUAAUAGUAAUGCGGUGCCCUGGGUUGUUCUUGUCUGACGGAUUCUUAUACCUCAUAGGCAUGAUUUUCUGCUUAUACAAGUAUAAUAACCCUUCCCUCGAUCCCUCUCUCUAAUAGCAUAUGGCGAGGAGCAUCAGCGGCUGAUCAUUUAUGGCAUUUGCCGACCCCUUCUGAAAGGCUGAAUGCUCAGAAAGAGUCCUUAGCCGCCCAGCGAGACACCAAUGUAGUCUGAAGAUUUUCCCUAUAGUUGAAAGUCAAAAAGAAAAUGGAGCGGCUAGAACCCCUCCAAGAAUCAUCCAUUACAUGACUCAGACUCUACUAGUCAACAUCUUUGCUCAUGAUCUCAUUCG